This is a messenger RNA of Bactrocera latifrons, 2812 nucleotides long. RefSeq lists its product as uncharacterized. Gene Ontology annotation, cellular component: nucleus; autophagosome. Gene Ontology annotation, biological process: positive regulation of DNA-templated transcription; autophagosome assembly. The coding region runs from base 1091 to 2407 and encodes 438 amino acids. The record is from RefSeq and is a predicted model, not a curated record. Lineage: Eukaryota; Metazoa; Arthropoda; Insecta; Diptera; Tephritidae. The transcript has 6 exons.
CAACUUGUUUUUGGGUUGAUACAUAUAAAAGGGAACAAUUUUUGUCAUAAGAGCUCAAAGUUCGCACAAAUUGCGCAUAAAGCUAAUAAUUUGUAUUUAUAUACACUAAUUUUAUACUAAACAAAAUAUACUAUGUUGUAUACUAUAUGUUGUACACAAAGGAAAACAGAAAAUUUUAAUGGCAAGCGUUGAGGACCUAAUAUAAUAAUAUAAAACAAUUGUUUGAAAAUAAGUACAAAGAACAAAAUUCUAACAAUGUGAAUUAAUAUGGUUGUAUGUGUUUUCUUGCAUGCAUGUGAGACAUGUUUCAAAUUUUUUAUAUGCCAAAGUUUUCAUAGCGAAGUACCUACAUGUGUAUGUAUGCAUAUGUGUUUAUGUUAGUAAACAAUUGUCAGCUGGGCGUAUACAUUCAUAUAUUAAUUUAUUUAUAUUAUUCCGUAGAGAUCAGCUGUUCGCUCUUGUUUCAUAUAGUAUAUCCCGUUGAUGUAACACUUCGACAGUUCUCUUUAUUUACCAUCCAUGUUAUCGUUUCCUGUGCUCUUAACUACACACAUUUGUUAAAUAUGUAUCCAAACAUUUGUGAAUGUUCUGCUUAGAUACAUACACCUUUCUAUGCAGGGAUUUUUGUGUGUACCUUAUUUGGUGGUAGUUGUUUUUGAUUUGUGAGAUAGGAUUCUAUUAUAUUUUCGACUUGAACCAAAAUGACUCCUUGCUCUGACCGUUAAAUUUAGUAAACAGUUGUGUGUCGAAUUAGUAAGUGGCUGACCGAUUAUUAAAAAGGCAGAGAAACACAGUGAAAUUGAAUUUGAAAUACGUAAAUAAAAAGUGUUUAAUAACAUUGUUUGAAGCAAUUAUUGGGUAAAAGCUAAGAAAUAGUAUUUAGAAAACGUCAAUCGCGCAAAUCAACAAGACUGAAAAGGACAAAAGCAAUAUUUUCAGAUUUAGGGAAAGGAUCUCAAAUUGUCAAUAAAAACUUAAAUCUUUCAAUUAAAGCAGAUAUUCUGUUAAAAUUGCUGUGACAGGAACUUGUUAUUCGAAUCGUUUGGCAUUAAGCUUUUGGUGUCUUCAUUGAUAAGUAUAUUGCUGUAUAAUGUUUAGCAGUAUUGCAGCGUUUAUCUUUGGAUCAAGUACCACAGAAGGCACGAAUUGUAAAACCAUUGAAGAUUGUGAAUUACAUAAGUCCCAAAAUUGUUAUCUUACUAACGACAGACAACGGAAAGAAAACUUGGAAGAGGAUUCUAAAAAUAUUGAAACUAACGGCGAAUAUCAACAAGGAAUACGUAAUAAUAAUAAGCGCAAUAAUCGACAGAAUAAAGGAAAGAAGUGUGUUCCAAGUAAAAUAAAGGCAGUUACUAUAGAACCAGCACCAAUUUUAGAUGUUGUAACCUCUGAAUUAUCUGAUGUCGAUUUUGACUUAGAUGAUGAUUGGCUUCUCGUUCAAAAGGACGACGUUGAUAUCCCGAAUAGCUUUUUUCGCAAGAGCUCAAAAGAAAAUUUGAUUUUAGCUGAACAUAACAAUAGAACAUCAAAACCAAUUUCAGAGAUUUUAAAUAUUACAACAGUGCAGCAGCAUAAUAUUAGUAACAACUCUUCUCAGACGCUGCAAAACAAUUGUGAAAAGCACAAAUCUGACCUUACAUCAGGUUUUUCUCAAUCUAGUAGUGGACCUACUGCAGUACAGAUAUCACCAUUAAGUAAUUUAGGUUAUAGACCUAGCAAGUCCGUCGUCACUGUUGCCAAAAAAACAAGAUUGUUAACUGAUAAUAAUGACACUCAGCUGCUGCACGUUGCUAACCAUAGCAAAGACUUAGAACCCAAUCUUAGUAGUGUCAGUAUUGACAGUAACGGUUCUGGUGCUAAACUAUUUACAAUGGUGGAUUCGUGGUAUAUGACACCUCCGCCAUGCUUUGUCUCAACUGGUCCUAUUUACAUGGAAAUGUCACCUUUUGAAAAUUUACUUAUUGAGCAUCCGAGUAUGUCAAUAUACCACAGUAUUAAAAGUACUCAACAAACGCCUGAAAGCUUCGCAAAAUUCGAUCUCGAAGUAAGUGAAUCUAGCCAGAUUCAGGAGGAAAAAGAGAACUUCUAUACUCAAAAGUCACCUGAAAUCGUUUUUGCCAAGCCAUCAGCAGCUAUAUUAGAACAAAAAACUGAACCAAAUAUCAGAAAAAGUGCCAAAACUCCGCGUGUUGACCGCUGUAAUGCCGCUAAUCUAAAAAUGGAGCUAUUUGCGUUGAAUAGCCAAAAGAGUCUAGCAAUUUACGAGCGUCAAAACCUUCGACGUAAUGCCAUUCUGCGUGCAAAUCAGGUGCGUGAGAUCCAAGGUAGGAACAAUCGUCAGCGUCGCACUGACAUGCAACACUUCCAAGUCAUAAGUGGAGCUAAUAACAAUCGCAAAUGUUGUUAAGUACAGAAAUAAAUAUCAGUUAAACUGCACAACAAAAACAUUAAACUGGUAUCAAUAGAAAAUAAAGGUCAAAAGUAAACCAUCAAUUCAAAACUACAAAACAAUUGAAACAAAAAUAAUUAUUAUUAGGAUAAUACAAAUAAUAAAAAAAAAAUCUUGGAUAAAAAUAUAAACCACUUAUUUAUCCUUUUAAGUAAACGAUUUUAUUAUUACCUUUGAAUAACAUCAAUGCUCAGAAAACAAUAUUUAAAUAUUAUGUAAUUAUGUAUAUAUAUGUUUGCUGCGUCUACGCAUAGUACAGACAAUCUUAACCUUGUUAAUGUAAUUUUAUUGCGAUUAAGUUCUUGAAGAAUUAUUUGUAACACUUUCAUUAGAUGGCUAAAAUAAAGAACCAAUUUAUUUUGA